Molecule: messenger RNA, 2392 nt
Organism: Cynoglossus semilaevis (tongue sole)
Lineage: Eukaryota; Metazoa; Chordata; Actinopteri; Pleuronectiformes; Cynoglossidae
Gene: abcg5
Product: ATP-binding cassette, sub-family G (WHITE), member 5
Exons: 15
Coding region: 140-2152 (670 amino acids)
Biological process (GO): cholesterol efflux; transmembrane transport; cholesterol homeostasis
Cellular component (GO): ATP-binding cassette (ABC) transporter complex; plasma membrane; apical plasma membrane
Molecular function (GO): ABC-type transporter activity; ATP hydrolysis activity; ATP binding
Source: RefSeq, a predicted model, not a curated record
CUCACACACACACACACACAGCUGCUCACACAACAGGACGGACAGAACAUAUGUGAGAAGAGAAGUGGUUUAUUUUGGAGAUUCUUCUGAGUGAAGAAGAAGUGAUCUGAGAGGACGAACAGCGGACACUGACAGAAGAAUGCAGGAAGCAGAGAGCAGCGGAGGAGCAGGAGGAGCAGGAGGAGCAGGAGGAGCAGGAGGAGCGGGAGGAGCAGGAGGAGCAGGAGGAGCGGGGGAAGGAGGAUCUCACAGGGUCGUGUCUGAGUCCAAGACAGGUGUUUGGAGGGAGUCAGGAGGAGAACGAUCAGAGCCGACCUGCUGCCUGAGUGUCAGGAAACUCUGCUACUCUGUCAGUGAGCGUGUGGGUCCCUGGUGGGACCUCCCCUCCUACAGGAAGAGAUGGACUCGUCAGAUUCUUAACGACGUCUCCUUUCACGUGGAAAGUGGACAGAUCAUGGGCAUUCUGGGAAAUUCAGGCUCAGGUAAGAGCACACUCUUAGACGCCGUCUCAGGGAGGAUCGGACACCGAGGUCGUCUGCUGGGAGACGUCUUCAUAAACGGCAGGAAAGUGAAGAGAGAAGAAUAUCAGGACUGUUUCUCUUAUGUGCUGCAGAGUGAUAACUUGCUGAGUUACCUGACGGUGGAGGAGACGCUGACGUACACGGCUCAGCUGUCCCUGAGGAAACACUCCGCCGCCGCCAUCAAGGUGUCUGCAGUGAUGGCCGAGCUGAGUCUGAGUCACGUGGCCCACAGUGUCAUCGGAGGUCGUGUUUUCCCAGGGAUCUCCGGAGGAGAGAGGAGGAGGGUCUCCAUCGCCAGUCAGCUACUGCAGGACCCACGAGUCAUCCUAUUGGACGAACCCACCACUGGUCUAGACAGCAUGACGGCCAAUCAGAUUGUGGUUCUCCUGGCACAGCUGGCCCAGAGGAACCGCAUCGUCAUCGUUACCAUCCACCAACCACGGUCCGAGCUCUUCAUGGUGUUGCGCAGGAUCGCCAUCAUGAGUCAUGGCGAGCUGGUGUUCUGUGGUCAGCCUCAGGAGAUGGUGGACUUCUUCAGUCAGUGUGGAUACCAGUGUCCAGAUUACUGCAACCCCUUCGACGUCUACGUGGACUACACCUCAGUGGACACGCGCAGCAGUGAGAGAGAAGCAGCCACCUUCACUCGCAUGCACGACAUCACUUCCCGCUAUCGGGACUCUGCCAUCUACCAGAGCAUGCUGGGAAAAAUUGAGCAGAGUCUACAGUGGGAGGACAAACCGGUCAUUCCCUUCAAGAGCAAAGAGUCUCCCAACGGUGCGGCCAAACUGGAGGUUCUGCUCAGGCGAACUGUGAGGAACCUGUCCCGGGACAGGAUGGGCGUUCUGAUGCGUCUGUCCCAGAACUUGAUCUACGGCCUCUUUGUGGCCUUCUUUGUCAUGCGUCUGGACGAUGAUGUCACCAAGGGGGCGGUGCAGGACCGCAUCGGCAUCGUCUACCAGUGCAUCGGCGCUUCGCCCUACACCGGAAUGUUAAACGCCGUUGCUCUCUUCCCAGCUCUGAGGGCCAUUGCGGACCAGGAGAGUCAGGAUGGUCUGUACAGUAAGUGGCAGAUGUUCCUGGCCUACAUCUUCCACAUCCUGCCUCUGAGCGUCCUCAGCAUCGUCAUCUUCACCUCCUUCCUCUACUGGACUGUGGGGAUGCAUCCCGACACCAUCCGCUUCCUGUGUUUCACUGCUGUGGUCCUGGUCCCACACAUCGUGGGUGAGUUCCUGACCGUGGUCCUCUUGGGCGUGGUGCAGGACCCAAACAUGGUCAACACCGGGGUGGCUCUGCUCAACAUCGCAGGGAUCGUGGUGGGGUCUGGUUUCCUCAGGAGCACCCAGCAGAUGCCCCAGCUCUUCCAGUGGCUCAGUUACCUGACCUUCCAGAAGUACAGCUGCGAGCUGCUCAUCGUCACCGAGUUCCACGGACUCACCUUCACCUGCAAUAGUUCCAGACCUCUCCCAGGAGGGUGCCCUCUGACCCAGGGCGGUCAGAUCAUCGACCAGGGUUACCCUGGAGCACUGUCCAGAUACACCCUGGACUUUGUCCUCCUCUACUCCUUCCUCCCUGCUCUCCUGCUGCUGGGGAUAAUCAGCUUCAAGAUCAGAGACAACCUGGUCCGACAUUAGAACGUCGUCAUAAAGUGGAAGAGAGAUGAGGAGUGGAAAUCUGCUGAGGUCAUGAAGGAUGUGUUCAUCAAACCAAAUCAAUGUUGAAUAAGUCGUGAAAAGAUCAUUUUCCUGUCGGAUCAGUUGGACGUCUGGAUGAAACUGCUGUGUCUCAGACAUUUGGACACGUGGACGUGUCUCUGAUUGAGAAAACAAAAAUUGACUCUGUAAAAGUGACAUCAUUAAAAAACUAAGGUAAAA